UUCACCCAGGGGCAGGGGGCUCUGUUGGACCCCGCUCAGAGAGCCCUCUACAGGGACGUCAUGCAGGAGAACUACGAGAUGGUGACGUCGCUGGGAUUUCCCAUUCCCAAACCUGAGCUGAUUGUCCGGCUGGAACAAGGGGAAGAGCCGUGGGUGCCCGAUCUCCAGGCCUGCGAGGAAAGAAGGCUUCAGAGAAGCACCCAUGCAGCAGGUGCUGAACGAGGGAGUGAGAAUGAGGAGGGGAAUCAUCAUGAGGAAGUUCCCAGGGAAGUGGAACCUCUGGGGACCUUUGUGGGAAGAGCUGAAGGUAAUUUUCCCCGGUGCUUGGAGCAGGCAGAAUCCUGGCGAAGUUGGCACAGGUCAGAGAGGCUUCUGGGAAACCAGACAGGGAAGAAAGUGGAUGAACCUAUUAACAGUGGGGGAAGAGAGGACGAUCCCAGAGCCCAACAGACAAAUCCCAGUGAAGAGACACCCUGGCACUACCUUCAGUGUGGGAAAGGAUUCAUUGUGAGAUCACAGCUUGUGACACGUCAGACAAUCCAUACUGGAGAGAAACCUCUUCAAUGCUUGGACCAUGGGGAAAGCUUCAAUAAGGUCUCAGAUCUUAAUAACCACAGGAGAAGCCACUGUGGAGAAAAACCCUCUCAAUCCCUCGAGUGCGGGAAAUGUUUCAUUUCGGAGACACAAAUAAUUAGACAUCAGUUAAGCCACACACGUGAGAGACCCCACCAGUGCUUGGAGUGUGGGAAAAGUUUCAUACAGAGGUCACACCUUCUUCUACAUCAGGCAAUCCACACAGGAGUGAGACCCUAUAAGUGUUUGGAGUGUGGGAAAAGUUUCAUACAAAGGUCAGGCCUUGUUAGACAUCAGGCAAUCCAUACAGGAGAGAAACCCCAUAAGUGCUUGGACUGUGGGAAAAGUUUCAUACAAAGGUCAGACCUUGUUAAUCAUCAGGCAAUCCACACAGGAUUGAGACCCUACAAGUGCUUGGACUGUGGGAAAAGUUUCAUAAUAAAGUCAACCCUUGUUGAACAUCAGGCAAUACACACAGGAGAGAGACCCCAUAGGUGCUUGGUCUGUGGGAAAAGUUUCAUAAGAAAGUCAAACCUUGUUGAACAUCAAGCUAUCCACACUGGAGAGAGACCUCACAAGUGCUUGGACUGUGGGAAAAAUUUCAUACUGAAGUCACACCUAAGUCGUCAUCAGGCAUUACACACAGGUGCGAGACCCCACAAGUGCUUGGAGUGUGGGAAAAGUUUCAUAUGGAGGUCUGACCUCAUUAAACAUGGAAGAAUCCACACAGGAUCUAAACUUCUGUGACACAUGGCAAGAAAAGGUUAAGCAACUUGCUUGUAAUUGACUCAGAUUCAGCUUUUAGAGAGAGAUUUUAGAAGUUUGUCCACCUUAGAUAAGCUAGAGUUUGACAUGUAAAUGUGUAUUUUUAAGGACUUGGAAGAAGAGGGCAAGUCAAGUCUGAGUAACUUAAUUGCCUUCCAUGAGGAGAUAAGUGGCUCUGUGGAUGAGGUGAAUGUGUUAUACCUUGACUUUUGAGCUGUAUAAGUAGGGGCAUUGCCAGCAGAUUGAGGGAUGUGAUCGUUCCCCUCUAUUCGACAUUUGUGAGG
Molecule: messenger RNA, 1622 nt
Organism: Gopherus evgoodei (Goodes thornscrub tortoise)
Lineage: Eukaryota; Metazoa; Chordata; Testudines; Testudinidae
Product: zinc finger protein 300-like
Exons: 3
Coding region: 61-1320 (419 amino acids)
Biological process (GO): regulation of DNA-templated transcription
Source: RefSeq, a predicted model, not a curated record